Messenger RNA from Cercospora beticola, 1087 nucleotides. RefSeq lists its product as uncharacterized. The record is from RefSeq and is a predicted model, not a curated record. Lineage: Eukaryota; Fungi; Ascomycota; Dothideomycetes; Mycosphaerellales; Mycosphaerellaceae.
AGCGAAUCCAUUCGAGGGAGUCUGUGGCUCAUGAUCUGUCCAAUUGUUGGCCGUGUCUAUCCUCAAGACGGACAUUCCAAAGGCAAAGGUUUCUUGGCUCGCGUGGCAGGCGAUGCAGGGCAUUCGAGCUGUAGACUCUUCUUAAGAAGCUGCCGGUAGGUCGCAUCGACAAGAGGAGCGCUCAAUCUCUCGCCAGGUGACUUACAAGUCAUCGUUCUGCCCACUGAAACUCCUUUCUCGAACACUCCGCCGACAGACUACCAUCAAGGACAGCAGCAACGAAAACCACAAUCCGGCAAGAUGGUCUCCUCUCGCCUCGCUCUCCUCUUCGCAACCACUUUGCUGGCCAGCAAUGUAGCAGCACAAGAGACUUCCUCGACCUCAUCUGCGGCUCCCAGCGCUUCCACGGGCGUUCCUACCGAAGUCACUUCCUGCCACAGCCAUGCCGAUGGCUACUACUGCUUCGAAGGCGAAACCGAGUGGAAGGUGACGACCGAGAUCGCCAAUGAGGACGACGCGCCGGAAGAAUACACCGCUUGCACAGCUGGCGCCAACAGCGAUACAAUCCAAUGCAACGACGCCUCAGGCGCACAGCUUACACUCGCUCGCGAAGGUUCUGAAGCAGCAGAGGAGGACCACGAUCACGACCACAGCGGCGAAGACCAUGACCACGAUCAUGCUGAAGAAAGUGCUUCCGAGUCUGCACCUUCUGGAUCUGCUUCCGCCACCACGACUCCAUCAGCCUCUGGAGCGGCGGCUGAGACUACGCCAUCGGAGACGACUGCUGGCAACGCAGGAAACGCAGUGAUUCCUGCUGCCGGAAUGUCGCUCGCCGCGCUUUUCGCGUACUUGCUUGUUUGAAAAGGAGCUGGAAUGAGAUAAGUCCAUUCGCAUGAGCAUUCUCUUUCGCGAGACGACAGCCUAGAAAGAGCGAAAUCGGCAGUAAGGUUAUAGCAGAACAGAGCAACCCGAUGCAGAAUGCAACAAAUCGGCAAUGAUGCCAGCAAUUCUGUUCUCUAGUCCAGCCCUUGUCCAUAGUGACUUAGAACUAUCGGAAUUGAAACAUCACUCACCUUCACACUGGCUG